AUGGUGACUGCGGCGACUGUGCCGCCGAAGCCAACCCAGGCCACCACCGCGCUGGCCAAAAUGACGCAGUCAAGGCUUCCACCACCGGCGGCCAGCAGAGGACGCCAGGAGGGCGUGGUGGAGGACGUGACGGAGGAGGAGGACCUUCGCAAUAUCUUGAAAAAAGUGUUGGUCGCACAGAAGCGGGAUCAGGAAGCUCGUCAGGCAGACUCUCAGGAGAUUUGGCGGGCUAUUCGGAAUCAGGAAGCACGUCAGGCAGACUCGCAGGAGGUUUGGAAGGCUAUUGUCGAGCUGAGAGAGUUCGUGAUGCAGCGACAGGGGCAACUGCCGAGCCAGGAGGAGCUGCGCGGUGCCGGCGGUGACCGAGCCGGCGGGGCGAUGGUGGACGACGAGGGUGCAGGGGUCGUGGUUGCUGAGGAAGCGGCGGUGUCCGCGGGAUCUUCACUGGCUGGGGGCGGCGGCGCGGCGCCGGCUGGGGUGACGCGGCCAAGGUUUGGCUCGUCCGGGCCCAACAUCGAAGCAGGCAUGUUACCCACCCCCACGACCCAAGAGCUGGCGGACCGCAAUGGUAAGGCCAAGAUGCCUGGCUACAACACAGACGGGCCUCUGACGACUGAUGGGCUGGAGACGGUCGGGAGAUUUGCGAGGGAUGGCAAUGGGCUUGGAUGGCUGGGCCUCGAUGAUGAGGCCGAAGAUGACGGGCUCAGCUUGGUGGACCGACGGGCCGACCCAGUCGUGGACCAGAGGAGUGGCGGAUCGGGCCGGACGGUUGACCUAACCGGCCGGAUGGGGUCUGCUCCUAUGGAGCCGACCGAGACUGGGGGGACCGAACCGAGUCAACCCGAAGGCGGGAGGACCGAGGCGGGUCAAAUCGAAGGUGGGCGGACCAAACCAGGUCGUGCCGGAGUGGGUCGAACUGGGCAUGGAUGGACCAAUUUGGGUCGGCCCAAGGUGGGUCAAACCGGGCAUCGACCCAACCCAACUCACCAGCCCCCGGGUAGAGCGUACAGCAAGAGGUCCGCGUGCUAG
Messenger RNA from Linum trigynum, 1029 nucleotides. Lineage: Eukaryota; Viridiplantae; Streptophyta; Magnoliopsida; Malpighiales; Linaceae. The record is from the annotation of a GenBank genome assembly.